GGAAUUUUAAUUCAGGGAUUCUGAAAUCUUUGAUCACUAUUCGGAACAUUUAUUCUUAUCAUUCCAUGUUGUUGCAUGAAAUGUCAAAAAUUAAUGGAAUGAAAAAGGAGGUUCUUAUUCUUAUUGAGUAGAAAGGAGAGUGCUGCUUGGGGAACUGUGAGCUUGAAAGGAUUUUUUCCUAAGUCUAGAAGAGCAGGAGUUCCCGCUGUUGCCACUGGGGAUCAGCAGUGUAUCUGCAGCGCUGGGAUGCAAGUUCAAUCCCCUACCUGCCACAGUGGAUUAAGGAUCUGGUGUUGCUACAGCUGUAGGCAUAGGUCGAAAAUGUGGUCAAUUUGAUCCCUGGUCUGGAAACUCCAUGUGCCGCAGGGUAUAAUGGAGGAAAACAUACAGUAAUUAAAAUCAGAUCAGAGAAAGGACAAUAGGUGGACAGCAGAGCCACUGUGUAAGACAAGAAUAAGUGAGACAAGAAUGAGAAGGUAACUCUCAAGUUGUAGCAGCUCUAACUUUUUUUAUUAUAAAACAACCAUUAUGAAAGCGAGUGGUCAAUUAAAUUUUACUUUGUGAAGUUUAUUCUUUACAAGAGAUUAAAAUGUUUGAAGCCAUGUUGAUUUUGUUAACAUUUUACUGAAGAACAUAUACAAAAACACACAUAAGUCUCUACAGGUCAAUGGAUUUUCACACAAGCUGAAUAUAUCUUUGCCAUAAGCACCCAGAUUUAAAAAACAAAACAUUAUCAGCACCUCAAAAGCUUCCCUCAUAUUCCCUUAGUUUUGUAUAUUUUGGUUUUUGUAUGAACAAAUAAAAGCAUAUGUACUCUUUUGUGCUUGGAUUAUUUCAUCUAACAUCAUGUCUCAGAUUCAUAUAUAUUUUUACACAUAAAGUAGAUCAUCCCCAUUGCUGUGUAGUAGUAUGUGAUUUUAACACAGUUUAUCUUCUCCACUGUUAAUUGACAUCUGUGUCAUUCUCCAGUUUGAGGCAAUUACAAACUGCUACAAAUAUUCUAGGAUACAUAUUUGGUGAACAUAACAUAUGUACAUACUUUCUAGAAAUGGAAUAGAUUUUUUUUCAUAGAUAAGGUUGCAUUUUCUUUUGAAGCAUAGUUGAUGUACAAUAUCAUAUAAGUUGCAGUUGUAGCUUAGAAGUCUGAGCUGCUGUUGUGGCUCAGUGUGGUAAGAAUCAGACUAGUAUCCAUGAGGAUGAGGGUCAUUCCUGGCCUUACUCAGUGGGUUAAGGAUCUGGCAUUGCCAUAACCUAUGGCAUAGGUCACAGAUAUGGCUCGGAUCUGGCACCGUUGGGGCCAUGCUAUAGUCCUGCAGCUGCAACUCAGAUUCAACCCCUGGCCCCAGGAACUUCCAUAUGCCACAGGUGCAGCCACAAAAAAGAAAAAGAAAAAAAAAAACUCAUGACAGAAAAGACAAUAGUAGAUUUCAUAAUACAUUCUUUAAUAUGCUGUUAUUUCUUCCAGAGAUAUACUUGAAAAAAGAAAUCUGUGAUCCAACAGAUCAGGGAAAUUAUACCCGAGUGAAAGAAUUUAUUUUCCUGGGAAUUACUUAGUCUCAAGAGCUGAGCUGGGUCUUAUUUGUCUUUUUGCUUUUGGUGUACAUGACAACUCUGGUGGGAAACCUCCUCAUCAUGGUGACAGUUACCUGGGAAUCUCAUCUGCACACACCCAUGUACUUCCUGCUCUUCAAUCUCUUCAUUCUUGACAUCUGCUUCUCCUUCAUCACAGCUCCUAAGGUCCUAGUUGAUCUUCUGUCAGAGAGAAAGACCAUCUCCUUCAAUGGCUGUGUCACCCAAAUGUUCUUCUUCCAUCUUCUGGGGGGAGCAGAUGUUUUCUCUCUAUAUAUGAUGGCCUUUGAUUGCUAUGUGGCCAUCUCAAGACCCUUCCACUAUCUGACCAUCAUGAGUAAGGAACAAUGCACUAGCCUCAUGGUGGCCUCUUGGGUGGGGGGCUUUGUCCAUUCCACUGCACAGAUCUCCCUGCUGCUCCCACUCCCCUUCUGUGGACCCAAUGUUCCUGACACUUUCUACUGUGAUGUCCCCCAGGUCCUCAAACUUGCCUGCACUGAUACCUUCACGGAGCUCCUGAUGAUUUCCAACAAUGGACUGGUCAGCUGGUUUAUAUUCUUCUUUCUCCUCAUCUCUUAUACAGUCAUCCUCAGGAUUCUGAGGUCUCACCAGGGGGAGGCCAGGAGGAAAGCCAUCUCCAUCUGCACCUCCCACAUCACCAUGGUGACCCUGCACUUCGUGCCCUGCAUCUACGUCUAUGCCCAGCCCUUCACCACCCUCCCCACAGAUACUGCUAUCUCCGUGACCUUCACUGUCAUCUCUCUGCUGCUCAAUCCUAUGAUCUAUACCUUGAGGAACCACGAAAUGAAAUCAGCCAUGAGGAGACUAAAGAAAUGACUGGAGCAUUCAGAAAGGAUUUAAAUUCUGUGAGGACAAUGAUAAGCAAUGAGGUCCCACAUGAUGGAAGA
Molecule: messenger RNA, 2477 nt
Organism: Sus scrofa (pig)
Lineage: Eukaryota; Metazoa; Chordata; Mammalia; Artiodactyla; Suidae
Source: RefSeq, a predicted model, not a curated record